Molecule: messenger RNA, 6118 nt
Organism: Lynx canadensis (Canada lynx)
Lineage: Eukaryota; Metazoa; Chordata; Mammalia; Carnivora; Felidae
Gene: PDE2A
Product: phosphodiesterase 2A
Exons: 31
Coding region: 305-3133 (942 amino acids)
Biological process (GO): cGMP catabolic process; positive regulation of gene expression; negative regulation of receptor guanylyl cyclase signaling pathway
Cellular component (GO): nucleus; mitochondrial matrix; synaptic membrane
Molecular function (GO): 3',5'-cyclic-GMP phosphodiesterase activity; 3',5'-cyclic-AMP phosphodiesterase activity; 3',5'-cGMP-stimulated cyclic-nucleotide phosphodiesterase activity
Source: RefSeq, a predicted model, not a curated record
CUCUCUGUCUGGGCCUCUCUGUUCCUCCUCCCUCCUCCCUCCCCCUUCUGCAUUAUCAGACCUGCUCCAACCUCCUCCCGGAGCCAGCCUAGCGGCAGAGGCAGUGGCAGCAGGAGAGGUGGGAGCAACUGGGGCAGCAGCAGCAGCGCUGGAUUGGGGUAUUGAGUCCAGACUGAGUUGGGGACAGGCUACUGCUCUUGGUCCUUGUGCCCACUGGGCCAGGCACCCUGCCUGGAACCCCGGGCAGGGUGGACAGGGCGAGGUGCCACCUUAGUCUGGCUGGGGAGGCAGACGAUGAGGAGCGAUGGGGCAGGCAUGCGGCCACUCCAUCCUCUGCAGGAGCCAGCAGUACCCGGCAGCGCGACCGGCUGAGCCGCGGGGCCAGCAGGUCUUCCUCAAGCCGGACGAGCCGCCGCCGCCGCCGCAGCCAUGCGCCGACAGCCUGCAGGAUGCUUUGCUGAGCCUGGGCUCUGUCAUCCACAUCGCGGGCUUCCAGCGGGCUGUCAAGGAGGCCCUUUCAGCUGUGCUCCCCAAAGUGGAGACUGUCUACACCUACCUGCUGGAUGGGGAGUCUCGGCUGGUGUGUGAGGACCCCCCCCAUGAGCUGCCCCAGGAGGGGAAAGUCCGAGAGGCUGUGAUCUCCCGGAAGCGGUUGGGCUGCAAUGGACUGGGCCCCUCGGACCUGCCGGGGAAGCCGUUGGCCAGACUGAUGGCCCCACUGGCUCCUGAUACCCAAGUGCUGGUCAUGCCGCUGGUGGACAAGGAGGCUGGGGCUGUGGCAGCCGUCAUCUUGGUGCAUUGUGGCCAGCUGAGUGACAGUGAAGAGUGGAGCCUGCAAGCCGUGGAGAAGCAUGCUCUGGUGGCCCUGCGAAGGGUGCAGGCUCUGCAGCCCCGGGGGCCUGGCGCCGCCUCGGCAGCAGUCCGGAACCCCCCGGCGGGGGUGGCGGGAGACCAGAAGGGCGGUGUGGCUCACACCGACCAGGACCAAAAGAUCCUGCAGCUGUGCGGGGAACUCUACGACCUGGAUGCCUCGUCCCUCCAGCUCAAAGUCCUCCAAUACCUGCAGCAGGAGACCCAGGCAUCCCGCUGCUGCCUCCUGCUGGUGUCCGAGGAUAAUCUCCAGCUUUCCUGCAAGGUCAUCGGAGAUAAAGUGCUGGAGGAAGAAACCAGCUUUCCGUUGACGACAGGACGCCUGGGCCAGGUGGUGGAAGAUAAGAAGUCUAUCCAGCUGAAGGAUCUCACCUCUGAGGAUGUGCAACAGCUGCAAAGCAUGUUGGGCUGUGAGCUGCAGGCGAUGCUCUGCGUUCCUGUCAUCAGCCGGGCCACUGACCAGGUGGUGGCCUUGGCCUGCGCCUUCAACAAGCUCGGAGGAGACUUGUUCACGGACCAGGAUGAGCAUGUGAUCCAGCACUGCUUCCACUACACUAGCACGGUGCUCACCAGCACCCUGGCCUUCCAGAAAGAGCAAAAGCUCAAGUGUGAGUGCCAGGCUCUUCUCCAAGUGGCAAAGAACCUCUUUACUCACCUGGAUGAUGUCUCUGUCCUGCUCCAGGAGAUCAUCACAGAGGCCAGAAACCUCAGCAAUGCUGAGAUCUGCUCCGUGUUCCUGCUGGAUCAAAAUGAGCUGGUGGCCAAGGUGUUCGACGGGGGCGUGGUGGAUGACGAGAGCUACGAGAUCCGCAUCCCGGCUGACCAGGGCAUUGCGGGCCACGUGGCAACCACCGGCCAGAUCCUGAACAUCCCGGACGCGUACGCGCAUCCGCUUUUCUACCGUGGCGUGGACGACAGCACCGGCUUCCGCACGCGCAACAUCCUUUGCUUCCCCAUCAAGAACGAGAACCAGGAGGUCAUCGGUGUGGCCGAGCUGGUGAACAAGAUUAACGGACCAUGGUUCAGCAAGUUCGACGAGGAUUUGGCAACCGCCUUCUCCAUCUACUGUGGCAUCAGCAUAGCCCAUUCCCUCCUAUACAAGAAAGUGAAUGAGGCCCAGUAUCGCAGCCACCUAGCCAACGAGAUGAUGAUGUACCACAUGAAGGUCUCUGAUGAUGAAUACACCAAACUUCUCCAUGAUGGGAUCCAGCCUGUGGCUGCCAUUGACUCCAACUUUGCCAGUUUCACCUAUACCCCUCGCUCUCUGCCCGAGGAUGACACUUCCAUGGCCAUCCUGAGCAUGCUGCAGGACAUGAAUUUCAUCAAUAACUACAAAAUUGACUGCCCAACUCUGGCCCGGUUCUGUUUGAUGGUGAAGAAGGGCUACCGGGAUCCCCCCUACCACAACUGGAUGCAUGCCUUUUCUGUCUCCCACUUCUGCUACCUGCUCUACAAGAAUCUGGAGCUUACCAACUACCUCGAGGACAUCGAGAUCUUCGCCUUGUUUAUUUCCUGCAUGUGUCAUGACCUGGACCACAGAGGCACAAACAAUUCCUUCCAGGUGGCCUCGAAAUCUGUGCUGGCUGCUCUCUACAGCUCCGAGGGCUCUGUCAUGGAGAGGCACCACUUCGCUCAGGCCAUCGCCAUCCUCAACACCCAUGGUUGCAACAUCUUUGACCACUUCUCCCGGAAGGACUAUCAGCGUAUGCUGGACCUGAUGCGGGACAUCAUCUUGGCCACCGACCUGGCCCACCACCUCCGCAUCUUCAAGGACCUCCAGAAGAUGGCCGAAGUGGGUUAUGACCGAACGAACAAGCAACACCAUAGCCUCCUCCUCUGCCUCCUUAUGACCUCCUGUGACCUCUCUGACCAGACCAAGGGCUGGAAGACUACGAGGAAGAUCGCAGAGCUGAUCUACAAAGAGUUCUUCUCCCAGGGAGACUUGGAGAAGGCCAUGGGCAACAGACCGAUGGAGAUGAUGGACCGGGAGAAGGCCUACAUCCCUGAGCUGCAGAUCAGCUUUAUGGAGCAUAUCGCGAUGCCUAUUUACAAGCUGCUGCAGGACCUGUUCCCCAAGGCAGCAGAGCUAUAUGAACGUGUGGCCUCUAACCGUGAGCACUGGACCAAAGUGUCUCACAAAUUCACCAUCCGCGGCCUCCCGAGCAACAACUCGCUGGACUUCCUGGAUGAGGAGUACGAGGUGCCUCAGCUGGAUGGCACUGGGGCCCCUGUCAAUGGCUGUUUCAGCCUUGAUGCUGAGUGAGCCCCCCCCUCCCCAGGACCCUUCCCUGCCCAGGCCUCCUCUCACAGCCCCCCACUGGCCUGGCCGGGUGCCCUGGGACCAGAGCCACGGGUCCUAGGUUCUAGACCAGGACUUACCAUGUGACCUUGAGCAAGUACCGACCUUUCUGGGCCUCAGCUUUCCUGUCUGUGUAAUGGAAGCAAGACUUCCGGCCUCACCAAGAUUUUGUCAUUUGUCCUCUGAGAGCACAGGGGUGACUGAUGAGCAGCGAGCCCUGCUCUGCACUUCUGACCGCAUCUUGGCAAAUCCUCCCCAGCCACUCCUCUGAGGCAGCCUGGAUGGUCUCUCCUGGGCCCCAUUCCUGCCCCAUUAGAUCUGUGCCCUCUUCCCUCUCCAGGGUCCUCAUGCAAGGAGAAGGUAGGACAUCUGAAUGAGCAGAGAAUAGGUCUUAGAAACAGUCAUUAGCUCUGCUGGACAACUAGAAAUAGCCACGGGGCCACUGAAGGUGCCCCUUAGGAUCGCCACAUACUUAUGGUGGGCACUGGGACCUGGGGAGCUGCCAGAGGGGCAGCUCAGUGCUUUGGGCAGAGGGGGUCAGGGAGAAAGCAGGAUAGGAAUGGUGGGCAGGAAGGAUCCCAGGGCUGGAAGACAGGCUCCAAUUGAGUCAAUAAUUCUUCCCCUGGCUGUGUGACCCUGGGCAAGUGACUUCCCCUAUCUAGGUGAGACAGGAGGGUGGGACAAUCUGUUUUCUAAGACCCCUUUUAGAUCAAAGUCCCCAUGGCUCUGUGGAGUCCCAGGAGAAGCCAUGGAAUGUCCCUGCCACCCUAGGGCAAAGAGCCAACCCUGAGUCCUUCAGUGGCCCCCUGAGUGUCCCCCCCCCCCACUUAGUCCAAGCCCCUUCCCCAUUCCUGCAGCCAGAGAGGGCUGCCUCAGCCCUGACAGGGCCGACUGGCAGGGCUCCUAUCUUCUUCAAGGCCAUAUCUACCCGUGCCCUGGGGCUUGGGAGACCCCCCAUAGGGCUGGGCUUCUUGGUCAGCCCGGCUGCUGGCAUCUCCCUUCUCUGUUUUGUUCUGUAUGUGUUGUGGGGUGGGGGGAGGGGGGCCACCUGCCUUACCUAUUCUGAGUUGCCUUUAGAGAGAUGCGUUUUUCUAGGAUUCUGUGCAACUGUUGUAUAUGGUCCCGUGGGCUGACCGCUUUGUACAUGAGAAUAAAUCUAUUUCUUUCUACCAACCCUCCCCCUUGGGGCUAUUUCCAGAUAUUGUACUUGGGGAUAGGGGAACAGAACUGGGGUAGGCAAAUGCCCUUUAGAACUCCUUGGCUACUGGAGCCUCCAGCCCUUGUGUCUAGCCCCUCUUAUAGGAGAGUCACAGACCUCCUGUGCCAGACUGCAGGGGCUUAGAGAUAUGGCGGCAGAUGAGGAGACCUGGGCAUGGAGCAAUGAGAGGGCAUGUUGGCUGGCAGAGAUUGUGGACUAGAAAGAAAAGAAUUGAGGGGCUGAAGCAACCAAGGAGGCUGCCUGGAGGAGGCAGCCUAGAGCUCCUCCUAAACCCUCUGUCUUCUGGCUUGCUGGUCAUGAAUACCCAUAUAGCCAGGGCCUGGGCCUCUGAACCCCCUCCUUUCUUCCCUAUCUGUGUCCCCAUAAAUCCUCCCCUGAGUCUGACUGUACACCAGAUGCAACCCUGGGUUGUGUCUAUGGAGUUAGUUCCCUGCUCUUCUGGUUGUGAGAGUGUUUGCCUCUGCACAGAUAGAGAGGGGCAGACCCCAGAUUGGACCAUAAGGAGGAUCUGACAGGCAAAAGUCUCUAAACCCACCCCCUCUCUUGCCUACAUCCACCCCCCAUUUCCUCUCCCUGUUCAUCUCUUCCAGAUCAGUAACGGUUGAUAUAUUAAGGGCCGAACACUGGGAUUUCCUUUCCUAGGAGAUGGAGGAAAGAAGGACUGGGAGAAGAUGAUCGGGGCCAUCCUGUGACACCUACAAUGCCCCAGGUGCCAGCCUUUGGGACCACAGAGCCUAUCUGUUUCUCCUGCUCCACAACUUGUCACUGUUUGGUAUCUGCUCUUCUGGGCUAUGGUCUCCAGGCAGCUAGCCUUCCCUUAAGAACUUGGGGUCCUGUCCCCUCCCUUGCCCAGCCCCUGCUUUGGGUUCCCCCCAUGUGUCUCUGUCCUCUCACAGCACAGGACCCAGGCUGACCAGUGGACCCCCAGGUAGAGGCAGGUCAGUUCCUGAUAGGGUCCAAGGCUGACAAGGGACGGACAGGGGACAGCUCUUGUAAUGGUGUGCAGCUAACACCAGCAUUGGUGUGGGUUGACAUAGGUGCUCCUCUGCCUGUGACCACCCCCGCCCCCCCCCGCCGCCCACUUCAAAUGUGUGACUCUCUUCUACCAGCCCUUGAACAAAGGAAGAGCACAGACAGCCUGUGUGCACGCUUCAGGGACCUCACUCCCCUUCCCUGCAUCUGUUGUCUGUCCCCAGCUCAACCCACACUUGAGGACAUUUAAUCCCACUUGAGGCCCUUGUGUGACACAUCCUUUCUCACCACCUGAGUGGACAGCUCACAAGUCUUUCCUCGUGCAUGCAAGACCCCAUGCCAAGACCACAUUAGCCAAGAGCUAAUUGUGCUUGUCCCUGGUCUGGAGAGUCUAACAGCCUGGUCAGGAAGAUCUGGUCAUGGGACCUGACAACCCCAUGGGAUGCUUGGCCAUGGGGCUCCAGGCAGGAUUAUAACCCUGAGAAGCAAAGUAGUGAGGUUUGGGAGAUGAACAGGUAUUGUGUGGGCAGAAGGGGCCAAGCACUCCUGGUGGAAGGAACUGCUCAUUAAAGGCACAGAAAAGGGGAGUGACCAGCACGCAGGGAAUGAAGAGACAGAGGGAAGUACAGCCAGACCAAGGAGAGCCUCGAAUGCCAGGCUGUGAAGUUUGGCUUUACUCUGUGAGCAGUGGGGGGACAGCGAACGUUUUCAGUAGGAGAGUGACUUGGACAUGCAUUUUAGAAAGAUCCUGCUGGAAA